AUGUCCCAACCAACCAACACAAAGACACCUACUCCCUCCAACCCCUCGUCUCUAAAAUCCCGCUAUGAAAUACGUAAACUGGAACCCAAACACAUUCCCUGGGCCACAGCAAUUGUGGCUCACAGCCAUGCUUUCCAUUCAUCAGUCUGGCAGUACAUUUGGCCAGACCGGGUACUCGGCCGCUGGGCCUUGAAAGGUGCUUCACAGAUGGAAUAUCUCGUAGAACACCAAGUCAACUCUGGGCUCUCAUACGGUGUCUUUGACACGGAAUACAAGUUCAAAACCAAAGAGGCUGAAGAAGUUGGUGGGAAAUUGUUCUGGGAUGCGAAUGAGCCAGAAGAAGCUAGUGUGGAGCAAACCCAAGGACGCAAAGCAGAAGGCAUGCGAUUGCUCCAACAGAUGGAUUUUCCACUGGUCAGUAUAGCUCUAUCGUAUGAUGGAUUCAAUGGGCUUGAUCCCGCAAGGAUGGGACCGCUGCUCAAAUUGUGGCCUGAGUUUACUGUGAUAUACGGUACUCUGGAGAAGCGCGACCCGAGAGGUCCUUCGGAGUGGAAACCUACUGCACCGAGGCAGGUGUUGAUGCGCAAUGCCACGUCUACACGCCACGACUAUGAGGGCGAGAAAAUUGCGUCUGGUGCGGCGCGUUGGUUGAGGCGCGAGGCAAAGUUGAUGGGCUUCCGAGGCAUUCAGAUCGAGUGUAUGGCAAAUGCUGUAACGUAUCUUUGGAGUGAUGGUGUUGAGGAGCCGUUCAAGGGAAGGGUGAUUAGUGAGUUUGACACUGAGACUCUCGAGAUUGAGAAUGGGGACAAGCCGUUUGGGUUAGUGAAGCAGAGGGUUACCAAGUGUUGGGUCGACCUAUAA
Messenger RNA from Alternaria burnsii, 861 nucleotides. RefSeq lists its product as uncharacterized. NCBI's taxonomy places the organism in Eukaryota, Fungi, Ascomycota, Dothideomycetes, Pleosporales, Pleosporaceae. The coding region runs from base 1 to 861 and encodes 286 amino acids. The record is from RefSeq and is a predicted model, not a curated record. The transcript has a single exon.